AUGAGCGGGGCUUACACGCUACGAAGGGUCCUGGGGAGGCUUCAUCCUGUUUUCCUCCUUCAGGAGAGCAGAGGACAGCUUGUCGAUGCCUUCUGGGGGAGCCAGGACCUGGGAGAGCCCAACAUCGACCCGUUCACAGGACGUCCUUACGAAAGUCAUCCCACGACAGGCCAACCAUUCGACCCUGACGUCCACAAGAGGCAUCCUUGGGACAUCUACUGCAGGCCAGAGGAGGAGCGAUAUCUGGGAGGAAACUACACCUGGUUCAAGGAGCUGGCUGGCUAUGAGAGCGUGGAGGAGAAGAAGCUCAAAGUUGAACCGGAGCGCUCCGCGCAUGGCCAGCAAGCCUACGAACACUUCACCAAGGCGCUAGCGAGCAUCAAUCAGCUGGAGGAGGGAACUGUAUUCCCCAUUCGUGUGAAGUACCAGAAGGAUAACAGGCAGCUUCAGUUCGAGCCCCUCGAGAGUUUGGAGGAAGGAAACGCCAAGACGGACAAAGGGUUUGCCCGGUACCUGCUACAUCGGUACCGAGGGACCGUGAGUGAGAAGGGGGCGACCCCGUCGGAUUCGACCUACAGCAACCACGAGGGCUUGAAGCAUUCAUACAGGACUAUCAGAGCCGGAACCCUCAACCUCCUCAGCAGGAAGAUCCCUCCAUGGCGGAGCGAGAGCGAAUAUUUCAACAACAGCGUCUCGAUUAUCUUCCUCCUGUACACUCUCUUCUUCCAAGUCCGGGGAUGCUUCCUGAUCCUCCGAAGUCGAGCCGACUGGUGGCAGUUUACAUCUCCCCCCAUACCAGGCAUCAGUGACGACGAAGCGCAGACGGCCUCGCUAAGGAUCUGCGCCAUUCUCCUAGUGAAGGAGUUCUACCCGUUGACCUAUUAUGCCUUCUGGCUGCUAGCUUUCCUCGUCUUGAUUGCGCUCAGCCUGGUUCUUGUGGUCCUCUCCUUCCUCCUCGUCUGGCCGCUCUGCUGGAUCUUCGAGCACUACCUCGGCGGAGACUCACAGAGGCGAGCCCACAACCUUGUGGUGCUCAAAGCACUGGGGCGGCAGCUGCAGCGAGAUCCGCUCAAAGUUUUUCUCCACCGAUCUUUCGCGCAGCAGAUUCAGAUUUUCUCACUCAUGGCUCUCAACUUGUCUUCCCUGUACAGAAUCAAAGAGUUGGUAAUCUCGAACAAUUUCCGGAGGCAGAUCAAACCGUCGAUCCGAGAUUCGGACAACAAGCUCACGACAGUAUCCAACAUACUCUUCAACAUGAUACUACUGAGCAUCGGCCCUGAGAAUUCGCGCAAUCUCUUGAUCUCGGCUAUCACGUCUCUUGCGAUCCUUUUCUACCAGAUGGUCUGCGAGAAGCAGAGGAAUAGCGAUCUCUCCGAGUCCCUCCGAGACGUGAAUGAGAAUCGGCUGAGCAAGUUCGAGCUGGCUCUGCUCAUUUGCAAGAUGAUAGAUGACGUCACUCUGGAGGAGGUCCAGUUCAACUUCCUGGAGCAUUUCUACUCCAACCCAGCGGACAACCCGAGGUACCGUCUCGAUUACGUUCCUUGCGAGGAUGAAGGCGGAGAGGAUGAAGGGACCAUGCAAGACAUUCUACAGUCGGAGUUUGUAACCAAGGAAUUCGACGAGGCCGAGCUAGUCCAUUGA
Messenger RNA from Guillardia theta CCMP2712, 1641 nucleotides. RefSeq lists its product as hypothetical. Bases 1 to 1641 code for a protein of 546 amino acids. Lineage: Eukaryota; Cryptophyceae; Pyrenomonadales; Geminigeraceae. The record is from RefSeq and is a predicted model, not a curated record. The transcript has 3 exons.